AUGGAUCCACGACACAAACUAUACAAAAGCCUCGACAAACUGUCCGUGGACCACCACCAGCAUCCAGCCGACGUCUCCGCACCCCAGGACACGGAAAUGAGUGAGGCCGCUACUGCAUUGCCGCCGGCAAGCGGGGUUACGAUGGAGGCGAUUAAGAGGAAGUUGGAAGAGGGGAUGGAGGCUGUUCAUGUUGAGAUUGAGGAUUUGAGUGGCGGCUGCGGCCAAAUGUACGAAGCCAUCAUCGUAUCCCCCCAAUUCACAAAAAAAACCACCCUCGCACGCCACAGGCUAGUCAACGCAACGCUCAAGCAGGAAAUUGCCGCCAUUCAUGCGUGGACGGCAAAGUGCCAUACGCCUGAGGAGUGGGAAAAGAAGAAGCCGCAGUGA
Molecule: messenger RNA, 387 nt
Organism: Plenodomus lingam JN3
Lineage: Eukaryota; Fungi; Ascomycota; Dothideomycetes; Pleosporales; Leptosphaeriaceae
Biological process (GO): intracellular iron ion homeostasis
Cellular component (GO): cytosol; nucleus
Molecular function (GO): 2 iron, 2 sulfur cluster binding
Source: RefSeq, a predicted model, not a curated record